AUGUCAAGACAUAUCCCGGCGCCGGAAUAUGGGCCGAACCGGAAAUCAUACAAGACGACCAUGACCUCAGCUGGGGAUAUUUACAAUUCCAUCAUCACGGGCAAUAAGUCGGUCGUGGUCAACAACUACAAUCUUGGAGCCUCUCAGAAUGCGGCGGUAACCAUGGGUGCCAGCAAUUACAGUUACAUGCAGCCACCUCAGCCGAUGUACGGACAGCAGCAGAUGACGUAUCCCCAGGCUGCUAUUGCGCCUGCUCCUGGCUUUCCCAUGAUAGCGGGUGUUGACUGUCAGAUGGUCGCCGCCAACCAUAAUGGGUCUGAUGACUCGUUGAUUAUUCGCGUUCCGCAGCCUCACCCGCAACUAUUCUACCCACAGCUGGCCGCGCCGCAUGUCGCCACUCAUUACGAGCACCACGCUGAAGGAGAGAGGUCUCACGGCCAGCACCACGAUCAUCGCAGCCCUGACGAGCCUUUUGUGAAAUACUGCAAGUGCAACAAAGGUCACACUCAUGUUCACCCUUCGGGGUCGACCCCCACCCACAACUCCUCACCGCCAUCUGAGCACAUGGCCGGACGUUACGUGUUCAACCAGCCAGUUUGGCCUGCCAAUGCCUACGCUCCAGGAGUUACUUUCCAGCCCGCUUAUAACGCAUUUGGAGUUCCACCGGCGCCCAUUGCCUACCCCUACCAGCUCCCGCGCAUCGAGCAGGCCUUGGGUUCACCGCCUAUCAUCCAUCAUCAGAGUUCGCCGAUCCUCCAGCCCACGGCUCCAGUCAUUGCUCAACCCUUGGAUCAGACGGCAGUUCCGCGGACCUCUCCGAACGGGAGCCGUCACAUUCCGAUCAACAACGAUGCCUGGAAUCAGACCCCGACUCCUAUCAAGGAAGCGAGUGAUCACCACAAUUCAGGUAACAGUGGAUGGAAUCAGGUUCCGCCUCCAACCAAGGCAGAGAGCGUUCGUAGCAACAACAAUGGUUGGAACCAGGUCCCGUCUCCGACCAAGGGAGAGAGUGCUCGCCACACUCCAAGCAACAAUGGCUGGAACAAUACCCCGGCUCCGACUAAGGAAGCGAGUAUUCACGUUCACCAGCGGUCGCCCAUCAAGGACUCGAACUCGGGUGGUGGUGGUGGUUGGGGUAGCAAUUCGAACUCCCCUGCCACACCACCGAGCGUUCACGGUGGGUGGGGUGCUAGCAGCCCGCCGGAGUCCGUGAAGAAUGCCGGGUCUGAACGUGGCCAUGCGUCUUCUUCUUCACGUCACAAUCCACAGCCGUCUGCUUCUCAAGAUGCCACCAAGUCUUCCAGCAAGGGCAAGGGCAAGAAGCCGGCGUGGAACGCGGACGGCCCGGAAAAGCCGGAGCCGAGAGCGCAGAAGAAGUCCUGGGAUAAUCGCAAUGACGAAUAG
Messenger RNA from Tricharina praecox, 1404 nucleotides. RefSeq lists its product as uncharacterized. The coding region runs from base 1 to 1404 and encodes 467 amino acids. Lineage: Eukaryota; Fungi; Ascomycota; Pezizomycetes; Pezizales; Pyronemataceae. The record is from RefSeq and is a predicted model, not a curated record. The transcript has 3 exons.